AUUGUGAAAGUAUUCGAAAUAAAAGACAUAUUCAAAACCUGAUUAUUAAUAUCGAGUGUGUGUGUGUUACAGUUGGGAUGGACAUUGAUGCAGAAUAUGAUAGUGGAAGUGACGUGGAUUCAAAAAGAAGAGCAAAAGGCAGAAAUAAACCGAAGCCUGCAGCUCGAGGAAGGAAAGCCAAGCCAGCAGAUAGCGCAGAGGAGAGUGAGGAAGAGGAGGAGGAGGCUCCGCGUAAGAGAAAAGGCCGAAAGAAGAAGGAAGAAAGUGAGGAGGAGAGUGAGGAAGAGCAGAGAGGAAGAAGAAAGAAAGCAGCAGGUUCAAAAAAGAAGGCUGUUGCAAAAGAUGACUCCGAAGAGGAGAGCGAAGCGGUGAAGGGAAAUAAAAGAAGAGGAGGGAAAAAAGGAGCAACUAAGAAGGAGAAAGAGGAGGAGAAUAACAAGGAGAAAAAGGGGAAUGGCAAAGCAGCAGGAAAAGGAGGGAAAGAUAAACAGGAUGAUAAAAAGAACAAAGGCAAAAACAGCAGCAGUUCAUCCUCGGAUGACAAUUCAGAAGAUGAGUCUAUGUCUGAGGGAGAGAUGGCCCGACUAAAAGAGGAAGUCGAGGAGAAGAAAAAGCUGAUAGCGACGCUUCGGAACAAACCCUGGCGCAUGAAGAGGAGACUCAAGUGCCUGAAGUAAAAUGGAUUUCCUUCUCAUUGUUUGUGCUGUCAUCCUGUUGGCUCUCG
This is a messenger RNA of Onychostoma macrolepis, 724 nucleotides long. Its product is annotated as transmembrane channel-like protein 2-A. Lineage: Eukaryota; Metazoa; Chordata; Actinopteri; Cypriniformes; Cyprinidae. The transcript is spliced from 3 exons. The record is from RefSeq and is a predicted model, not a curated record. Bases 78 to 677 code for a protein of 199 amino acids.